This is a messenger RNA of Anoplophora glabripennis (Asian longhorned beetle), 1662 nucleotides long. Its product is annotated as UDP-glucuronosyltransferase 1-8. NCBI's taxonomy places the organism in Eukaryota, Metazoa, Arthropoda, Insecta, Coleoptera, Cerambycidae. The transcript is spliced from 5 exons. The coding region runs from base 56 to 1591 and encodes 511 amino acids. Gene Ontology annotation, molecular function: UDP-glycosyltransferase activity. The record is from RefSeq and is a predicted model, not a curated record.
UGUGAUUUAAAAUCUGUGAUGUAUAGACACUUUUGGUAUUAAAUUAAUCGACACAAUGUACAGGAUUUUAAUUUUAUUGUCAGCGUCAAUAUGUUGCGGCUUUGGUUUAAAUAUUUUGGUGAUAUUUCCACAUUCUGGUAAAAGUCAUUUCAUGGCGUUUGAACCUUUCUUCAAAACUCUUGCCAAAAGAGGACAUAAUAUGACGGUAAUCAGUUACUUUCCACAAAAGGAUCCAAUAAAGAAUUAUAGAGACGUCAGCUUGCAAAAUCCCAACAUUGACACGGGGGCCAUAAACUUGGAACAGGUGCCUCAUUCAAGGUCAAAACAUUAUAAUGGUUCACACUUCAUAUCUUCAUUCGCUGAAAUGGACUGUCCUAGAGGCUUACAGAGUGAAAAUUUAGUGAAAUUUGUUCAGGAAAAUCACAAAUUCGAUGUGAUUUUGACGGAAGUAUUUAACACGAAUUGCUUUAUGGGUUUGGUUAAGAAAUAUCAAGCACCAUUUAUAGGUCUAUCGUCAUGCGUUAUUUUACCAUGGGUACCCGAUUGGUUAGGAAGUCCGUACCAUCCAGCGUACAUUCCUGUCAUCUUCAUGGAUUACUCAGACCACAUGUCUUUCAUAGAGCGUUUAGAAAACACCCUGAUGUACUUCUAUACGAGAUUAGUUUUCAAAUAUAAAAUGGAAAUUCCAGGAAAUGAAUUAUCCAAGAAGUACCUCGGCGAGGAUUUGCUUGAAAAUGGGAACAUCAUGUACAAUAUAAGUUUAUUUCUCUCAAACAGUCACUUCACUUUGAAUCUACCUCGACCACUUGUACCGGCAGAUAUAGAAGUAGGUGGAAUUCACUUGGGAACACCAAAACCACUACCCUCGAAUAUAGAAAAAUGGGUAAACGAGUCAAAAGAAGGAGCCAUCUUUUUUAGUUUGGGGUCUCUCGUCAAGGGUGAUACGUUCCCUAAGGACAAAGUGAACGCAUUUUUGAAAGCUUUCAAAAGAUUACCCCAGAGAGUGAUGUGGAAAUGGGAGAACGAGACCAUGGAGGGCAAGCCCGACAAUGUCAUGAUUCAGAAGUGGCUGCCCCAGCUUGAUGUACUAUGUCAUCCGAACGUCAAGCUAUUUAUUUCACAUGGUGGACUUUUGGGAACCAUAGAGGCUGUUCACUGUGGCGUACCUAUAGUGUUCAUACCUCAAUUUGGAGACCAGCAUACGAAUGCUAAAGCUAUUCAAUCUGUAGGAGGAGGCAUGGUUCUUAGGAUAGAAGAUAUCACAGAAGAUGCAGUGUAUAAAGUUCUGACAAAAGUGCUGAGUCCAGAUUUCAGGCAGCAAGCUAAAGAGUUGUCCGAAAGAUUUAGGGACCGCCCACUGCCACCACUUGAGACAGCCAUUUAUUGGGUGGAAUACGUGGCAAGACAUAAAGGAGCACCGCAUAUGAGAACAGCAGCUGUUAAUAUGCCCUUCUAUAAAUAUUAUCUGUUAGAUGUCGCUGCCACUUUGUUCCUUGCUUUUAGUUUAUUUAUUUACGUUUUAUAUUUAGCUGUUAAUUUUAUACUACAAAAAGUUUUCAGGCUUAGAAGUGGAAAGGUCAAAAAAGCUUAAUAAAAUAUUGGUAACAAUCUUGUAAUAAUAAAAAUCAGACGAAUUAAAAUAAGAAAAGAAUAUAUUAGUGC